UUUUUUUUCUUUAUUUUUUUCCCUUCCCUUUUCACGUCGCCUUCGCUCUUCAUCCCUUCGGAUUACCGCCAAAUUAACAUACCCAACGGUUUUGAUCAUACUAUCUUCAAGCGGGCUUCAGGGAAUUGAUCGCCCGAGAGUCCACGCACUCACCAUGGCCUCAUUCAAGGAAUUAUCUCUUUCUCGCCCUCUACCUCAGUCCAACCCACGCCACCAUGCCCAUUCCAUCUCUCUUGGUGCGGUCAACGCUAAUCAUCGGGUAACUCGCCGGAAAAGUGUCACCACUGCUGCUGCCGCCAACGCUGCCGCCGCAGCAGUUGCUGCCUCCUUGAAGGAUUCGGUUGGGGAGUCAGUAGGAGUUUCUAUGCCUCCGCAUCGUCGAGGGAGCCGAAAAGGCUUGGAAUCUAGUUCGGUCGGGGCCCCCUCCGGCUUCGGCUCUUAUUUAUCACGGAGCAUGAAUAGCCCCAGCCAUGAGCCGCCGGUCGCUCGCAAGGCCUCGCCAACCAACUCAAAUGACUCAUCCUCGUCAAACCUCACGACUGUAGAUGGAAACCAUUCUGCCAACAAGUCAGCCAACAAUAAUAAGAACCGAAACCGUCGGGCCAGCGAGGGAUCGCACCUUAUCAAGGGCGAAGGGAAGCGCUCCAUGACAGAACUUCGCUGCGAUCGUUGCGGGAAAGGGUAUAAGCAUGGCAGUUGCUUGUCUAAGCAUAUGUGGGAACAUGACCCUGCAUGGGCUAUUACCUCGAAACUCCUGAUCUCUAAGCAUCAACAAGUCCAGCUGCUCGAGGCAGCCUCCGUUUUGGUAAAUAUGAACCAGGAUGGUCCGCCAGAAGGCGCGGAGGCCGAGUCGGAAGCAUCAUCGGUGUCCCCUGAUGCCUCUUCAGAACUUCGAGAUGGGCUCAGCUCCGCAGAGACCACUCCGCCCCCGAUGGACGAGGAUGACGAGGACGAUGAAGACAUGUCUCCCGAGCCCACUAUGGAGAAGCGGUUCAGUGUCAGUACUGCAUCGGGCCUCCUCUCUCACUCUUAUCAGUCCAUCCCCUCGAGCUCCUUUACCGGCAGUGCUCCAUGGCAUUCGCCAGCGUUCUCACACUACCGCCACUCGAGUAUCGAUACCCGACCUUCGACCGCGGAAGCCAAAUUGCACGAAGAUGACGAGGCGGAUCUCGCUGCAGCCAUCGGUCUCUGCACCUUCAACACCCCUCGUACGAGGCCCGUGCCAAUGUCCCCUAGUGUCCCCCCCGUCCCUCCAUUGCCAAGUCGCUUCCUUGACCAGGCCGGUGCGAGUGGUAAUGAGAGCCAGAGCCUGGAUCAGUCGGCAAUCAAGGAGGCAGAUGCUCUUUUCCCGAACUCUACCCCGAACCUUUUCCUCUCGCUCUCGUAUAACCCUUCCCUGUCGUACAAGGUGUCAGAUGAGCGAGAAGUGAAGAUGGGCGAUGCGGAUCGCACUACACGGCAGAGUCGUAAUGCAGACGUGGAUUUUGGGCACCGGCCUACUGCGGCCGAUGAGGACGAUGAUGGCGUUUUUGGUCGGAUGGAGGAGUAAACAACCCACUCUUCUUAUACCCUCUUGGAUCAUCUUUCUGUGUGAUUCUCACGAACUUCUCUUCGGCCAUAGAUUCUAGCCGAUUGGGCUGCUGCGCUGCAGCAGUGACUUUUCAUGACAUGUACGAGCUCGCGCGUAUUUUGCGAACGUUGGUUUUUCUGUGGUUACUUGUGUUGUUUGAACAACCCCUUUUUGCGUGUAUGACAGGUUACUAGGGAAUGUAUCACCCGUUGGCACUUCGUGUGACCUUGGGGCCCUGGUAUGCAUGAUCGAUUUGAAUGGAUCGUCUAGGUCUUAUUCUUUUUAUUAUUUGCCUUCUCUCUUUUCAUUGGUUUCUUUUCUCUUUCUCUCCCUUCAUAUUCCCACUAUUGCCACUCAAUUACUCCAUUCUGACUACCCAUGUAUCAUUUUAUUUGUAUCACAGCAUUUGCAUCGCCCUCAUAUACCGGACCAGAGCCCUUCACAUGAGUCCGUCGACUAUUUCCUUUUUAUAUGUGUACACAAACUCCCAAUGGGAUACCAUUAAAUACAUCAUACUGGGUUAUACUUGUCA
This is a messenger RNA of Aspergillus caelatus, 2102 nucleotides long. Its product is annotated as putative C2H2 finger domain protein. The transcript has 3 exons. Lineage: Eukaryota; Fungi; Ascomycota; Eurotiomycetes; Eurotiales; Aspergillaceae. The record is from RefSeq and is a predicted model, not a curated record. Bases 155 to 1549 code for a protein of 464 amino acids.